Molecule: messenger RNA, 887 nt
Organism: Rhizopus microsporus ATCC 52813
Lineage: Eukaryota; Fungi; Mucoromycota; Mucoromycetes; Mucorales; Rhizopodaceae
Exons: 2
Coding region: 90-788 (232 amino acids)
Source: RefSeq, a predicted model, not a curated record
UCUGAAUUUAAAGUGAAAAACCGUAAAAGAAAAAUAUUUCUACAAAUGAAAGGUCCUAUUCUUUUUUGAUUCUCCUUUUUUAGUACAAAAUGCUGUCAAAUACAGAAAAGAAGACAACGACAAAACCAUUGCCACCUCCUUCAGUUUUAUUUGGAAAUAAAAAUAAUUAUUACUAUGACAAUAAUAAUAGUAAUAAUAUGGAGCAUAGAUCAGAUUAUAUAUUACCUCCACCUUCAAGUCUACCUGGUUAUCAUUUACCUCCACCUCCACCAUUGCCAUACUACUAUCAUCACCCACAAAAAUCAUAUUCACCAUCAUCUUCAACAUCAUCAGCAUCAUCACCAUCAAAGCCAGCAACUAAAAGAAAAAGACGUCAAAAUGUAGAAAAGAAAUCAUAUCACUAUGAAGUAUUAGACAUUAAACAGCAAAAAAAGAAAACUAAAAAACAAAAAAAGGAAUCAGAAGCUAUUUCUGCUGCUGCAGCUACUUUAGCAUCGUUUGCAUCUGCUACGCCAUCACCAAUAACCUCUUGUGAUGAGGAAGAGGAUGAUGUAGAAGAAAUAGAGGAUGAAUGUGUCCAUCUAGAAUCAUGUGCAGGACAAGGCAAUCAAUACAAGUGUGAUGCUUGUAACCUAACUUAUAAGCACUUGAAUUGUUUACAAAGACACGGUUGGGAAUUUCAUCAUACUUCAACUAUGCCAAAACAACAAAAGACUCAAUUGUUAGAGGCUGCACAAAUCUUGAUGGAUAUUGCACGUUACAGCAUGAGGAUGCACGUCUUGGAAUAAAUAAAUAAAAUUUUUUUAAAAGUCCGUGUGUUUUUAUUUCAAUCAAUUUGAAGUUGAUUUUUGAUAAAGUGUUUAGAAACCACUACUGUUUAAAACACA